This is a messenger RNA of Folsomia candida, 499 nucleotides long. RefSeq lists its product as uncharacterized. The transcript is spliced from 3 exons. Bases 89 to 391 code for a protein of 100 amino acids. The record is from RefSeq and is a predicted model, not a curated record. Lineage: Eukaryota; Metazoa; Arthropoda; Collembola; Entomobryomorpha; Isotomidae.
UGCAUGAAAUUUAUAAUUCAUUUAAACUCAGUUUCCAUAGAAACAAAUAGCAAAAAUUAUUUAACACGUUUCCAUAGAAACCCAAAAAAUGUGUCGAAUUUUGCUCCUCUCAAUUUUCGCCAUAAUUUCAAUUUCCGUCGGAUUUUCAAUCCAUGACAACGACCUUGACACGGAUUUGGAGCAAACGAAAAUCGGGAUUCCGACGGAAAUGCUGCUCGAAGCGUUGGAAUCGCAAUUUAACAAUCCGGCCGCGCAGGCGCAGGGAAGGGGAGCCAACUUCUUCAACCUCUCGGCGUAUUUGAACACGAAUCGACCGAACGGAACGGCGUUGACUUUCGUACCGCUGAUUACGCUCAUUUUGGGGAAGUUGAACUUGGGGACCGUUGGGUAGUGAUUUCCAUGGAAAAUUAUUAUGGCGUUUCCAUGGAUUUAUUUUAUUCGGAAAUUAAUUUCCAUGGUAAUUUUAGGCAUUUUAUGAAUAAAUAAAAUUGUGACGUCA